Molecule: messenger RNA, 2471 nt
Organism: Argiope bruennichi
Lineage: Eukaryota; Metazoa; Arthropoda; Arachnida; Araneae; Araneidae
Product: brain-specific angiogenesis inhibitor 1-associated protein 2-like
Exons: 15
Coding region: 145-1974 (609 amino acids)
Biological process (GO): actin crosslink formation; actin filament bundle assembly; plasma membrane organization
Cellular component (GO): nucleoplasm; cytosol
Molecular function (GO): protein binding
Source: RefSeq, a predicted model, not a curated record
AUCAGAGUUACCAUGAUUGCGCGCUUGGAUUUAUUCUACGUUCCAGAAAAAAAUCAGCGGCACGUGUUUCUUGUUUCGCGCCUUGCUUAAAAACUUUUCGUUCGCAUUUGUGGUGUAAGAAAAAUCGUCUGCUUAUAAAUCGCAAUGAAUAUGUUGUCUGAAAAUGAGGAAUUGGCCAAACUGGUUGACGGGGCUUACAAAAAUAUUUUGGAGAAGUUUAAUCCAUGCGCCAGGCAGCUCAUUUCUGCUGGAAAAGCUUAUCUGAAAGCUCUUCAUGGAGCCGUGGCAGCUUCGAAAGCCUACAUCGACUCCUUAGCCAAGUUGGCUCGGCAUGCCCAUCAAGGAACAUGGGGUGGAUGCACAGACAUUGGUACAGCACUUUUACAGUUAGUAGAUGUUCAAAAGGAAAUUCAAGCCCAGCAACUAAACAUUCUAAAAGCCUUUUACGUUGAUCUUCUGGUGCCAUUAGAAACCAACAUAGACAAAGAUACCAAAAUUGUUGCUUGCGAGCAGAAGCGCUUCAUGCAGCAGCACAAGUGCCUGCAGGAUUCGUACUUGAAAGCCGCCGCCGUCGUCAAGAAGCAGCGGAAAAAGCAGAAAGGUGGGCGAUGCGGGAACAUCGACAAGGAAAUAAGGAAUUUGCAACAGCUGGAAGAAGAGAAGAUGAAAUUGGACUGCUUUUGUGAAAGAAGUUUAAAGCAGGCAAUCACUCAGGAAAGACGACGGUUCGGUUUCGUCCUGGAACGCCAAUGCUCUCUCGCCAAACAUAACCUCGUUUACCAUUCUCAGGGUCAAAAUCUGCUCCAGCAUCAUUUGGAAGAGUGGGAGGAUAUCGCUAAAAGUAGGGAAAUGUUGCCAGAACCUAUUGACAAGCUCUUCCCACCCAACAACACCUAUAAGAGUUGCAGCGAGUACGCCUGCGCAAAUCUUUUGGAUCACUCUGUACCGACAUCGACCUCCCUCUACGUUCCUUCCCCCAACAUGGACCGAGCCACCCUCCGCAAGAACCGUAGCCUGGAUACCAGCUGCGUGGAUCUGCGAGAGCCCAGUCUCGAUCCCUUCCCGAAACCCCUAGUCAGAGCAAAAUCGGACUUCAACAUAGCCUCCUCCAAUACCAGUCUCAUUUCCAACGAUUACGGUGUUACGCUCCGUCCCAAGAGCCUGAUAGAGGCGGACACUAAGACCGGCCACUCGCGGGUGCGGGCCCUCUAUUCCUACCUGUCCAGUGGCGAGCAUCAGCUCAGCUUCCAUGAGGGAGACGUCAUCACACUCAUCGGGGACAAGAAUAAGGGAUGGCAAUAUGGAGAAAACCAGAGAAAUCACAGGCGCGGCUGGUUCCCCAUCGCUUACACAGCAGUGCUGGACGACGGGCCCAACGUCCACCCAAUGGAUGCCAACACUCUGGAACUGAAGCGCCGCAGCGUGGACGUGACGAGUCCUUAUUCAACCUUCUGCAGCGUGAGUCGCAGUCGUACCACACCCAACAUGCAGAACGGCGGCACCGACCACGACUCCUCUGGUGACUCUGGUCUACUCAUGCUGCCUCCUCCACCUCCCUCCGCCCACAGACCCCUCUCCACUUUCAUAGACACCAACGCUAAGAACUUGGACUCCUUACAGCGCCUGCGGUCUAACUCCAAGCUUCUUCACACUUCCCAGAGCCUACCCGUCGGUACCCCCGCCGCCCCCACCCCCACCACUCCCUCAGGUCCCUCUUUGACGUCAGGUGAGCCCUUGGUCAGGAUCCUGCCCCGACGUCUCCCUCCCAUGUCCCUCCACUCCAGCAACGACAGCGGUUUUUGCAACGAUGGACCGCCGCCGCCGCUGCCUCCAACCUUGCUUUCACCCACGUCGCCAGGAUUCUCGCCAAGGGACGGCGCCAAUGAAGACGCUAAACCUAAGGAGAAUAUGUUUUCUUCCGUGAAGCUGCGAAGAGUGAUUACCAAUGAUCGAUCCGCUCCGAUGAUCAGUUAGUAAUGAGCAGAACUAUUCCAGCCUUCAGCUGUCACCAUUUUCAGAUCUUUUUUUUUUUUUUUUUAAUCCUUAUCCAUCAAUAUGUAUAUCAAACGAACUGAUUUCUUAUCACUUAGCUUUCGCUCUGACAACAAAUCUUUCCAUUCCUUUUCCUCAAAUUUCUUUUCCCUGUGUAACCCCUGAAGAGAAGAUGUUAUUUUGAAGUCUAACUUUGCAUCUUGAAUAUUUUCAACAAUGCUUUUUCAUGUGCAAUGUUUUUGAGAAUGCUCAUUCUUCUAUUGUAUAUUGAAGUUUGUACAUGCAUGAGAAUAUUUGUUAGUGGAAUUUUUCAACUCAAAAGCGGUGUGUAUAAAAACAAAAAUCUGCCUUUGUGCUUAGAGAGAAGGUUAGUAAAACCAAUUCUUGUAUUUAUAAAAAAAAAAAUUCAAAUUGAAUAUGAAUGUUAUUAUAUGAUAUGCCUGUUUUUGAGAAUCUGUAAAUAAAAAUAAUAAAGUUUC